AUGUCGAAACGGUUGAAUGACAAGACACGAAGCGACAUGUGUGGCCAAGGAAGCAGUGGAGAGGGGAACGGUAACAUGACUGCUGAACUGUGGGGUGAAGUGUACGACUUGCUGUGUUUAAAGAUGAAGACCGACGACGCGUAUGCCAAGUUACGUGCGAAGAGCGACAACCUGAUGUGCGACCAGAUACGUUCAAAGAUGAGGAAGCUGACUGAACCCGAGAAAGUCCCCACCACCACCACCACCACAGCAGCCACAGCAACCACGACUGCGGCGACAACAGACAUCGACACGAGGGGGACAUCCUUUUUGAAACCUGCCACACCUGCAACGCCUGCAAAAAGACGAUCACGGAAGAAAUUAUCUCUGAAGAUCUCUCCUCAAGAACAACUGACCCCUGAUGUCAGUUCAGCCCAGUCCGUGCUAGAACAGUGGUGGGAACAAACCCCUCGGGAGCCCACCUAUUCACCGAAUGCCCCUGUGACGAUGGCGACGGGUGACCUCGAUGAUCAUGAAGCGCUCAAGAUGGCCACUCUCCCUUCCAUGGAUCUGGACACGCUUCCCCUGCUCGAGGCUUCUUGGUCACCAGCAUCCCCGGAAGAGGUUCAUGUCUACUCCUCAGGUACGCCCAUGGUUUGCGACGAUGAUGAUGAUGACAACGUUGACCUGGAUCCUUAUGGAGAAGCUCAACUCACUCCCCUACAACGCGAAUGUCGUGUUUGCCGACACAACAACAUGUUAAGAUACAUCAGUUGCAACAGCGGGCAAGUGAUGUGUCAUGCCUGUGAGCUGGAGCUCAUAGACUGUACUUGUAGUAUGUUGACCUAUGACAGCAUAGUGACACAUGAUGACAUGCCUAUCGCAUCUGAGGAUCACAUCUUAUGGUGAUCCUCCUCUUCACUCGAAGAACUUUGUCAACACGCCAGCUGCAACCGUGAUCAAGUGAUGUGUCAUGUCUGUUUCAGGGAGGCCAUAGACUGUACGUGUUGAAUGGUUGGGCCUCUCACAGGUUUGAGGGAGGACCACCUCUUAGGGACUUGAAGAUGGAAGAGCUUGAAGAUGGAAGAGGAAAACGUUGUCGCGUUAUUGUUGUUGUUGUUGUUGUGGUUGAUGUAGGGACAUG
This is a messenger RNA of Haliotis rufescens (red abalone), 1123 nucleotides long. RefSeq lists its product as uncharacterized. Lineage: Eukaryota; Metazoa; Mollusca; Gastropoda; Lepetellida; Haliotidae. The coding region runs from base 1 to 888 and encodes 295 amino acids. The record is from RefSeq and is a predicted model, not a curated record. The transcript has 3 exons.